Sordaria macrospora k-hell is the source of this 1545-nucleotide messenger RNA. RefSeq lists its product as uncharacterized. Lineage: Eukaryota; Fungi; Ascomycota; Sordariomycetes; Sordariales; Sordariaceae. The record is from RefSeq and is a predicted model, not a curated record.
AUGUCCGCCAACACGUCGACAGUGCCCACGAGGCAAACAACAAUGACAAGCACCGCCAGCGAUGACAUGGCCAUUCCCGAGUUCGAUCCCAACAGCACCGCCGGUAUUCUCGUCCAACGUCUCCGAGCAUGGAAGCACGCCGUCGCCUACCUCGAAGACUAUGUCGAGGCCGUUGAGAAGAUUCACCACUCUCAGGCCAAGGAAUACGAGAAGGUCUUGAAGACCAUUAGCCAUCCCCUGCGGGAAGGAGAUCACUUCUCCCAGCGAUCCACCAAUGUCGUCGGUGUAGCGACCAUGUUCGAGGUUUUGCGCGCCAAUACCCAGGGCAUGAUCACCAGUAACGUCGAGACGCAGAAGAACCUCAAGGAGACCGUCCUUCAAGACCUGAAGAACUUGCACAACGAAAUCAAGGACUAUUCCAAGAGGCUCUCCCACAGCCUGAACAGGGGCGCUAAGGCGGUCGAGAAGUCCCGCAACACGACCCAAAAGCAUAUCGAGUUGCUCGCCCAGCACGUUGCCUCCUUCCCAGCGAGCGGCGCCGACCUCACUCCGGCCGAUGAUCCCUAUGUUCUUCGCCAGGGUGUCAUCCACCGCCUCUACCGCCAGAUUUCAGAUGAAAACAGCCAUCGCACCGAGCUCAUCACCGCCCAAGCCCAGUUCAAGGAUUUCGAGACCAACGUUGUUAAGCGCAUCCAAAAGGCCAUGGAGGACUUCAAUGGGCUCGCCGGUGGUCAUGCUGAGCGUAUUCGUGGUCUCUACUCCCAAGUGCUCCAGACCGCCCAGAACAUUCCGCCUGAGUUCGAGUGGCAGGAAUUCCGUAAGCGCAGGGCCGACGUUCUCGUGGACGAAAACGAACCUCCCCGUGAACUCAACCACAUCCUCCCCACGGUUCCUAACAACGAUAACCCCGCUACCAGGGCGCUCAUCGAAGGCUCGCUCGACCGCAAGUCUCGCAACAAGCUCUCGUGGGGCUACAACACCAGCUACUACGUCGUCACCCCUGCCAGGUACCUCCACGAGUUCAAGGACAACGACCCCAUGCACAAGGACCCCCAGCCCGAACUCAGCAUUUAUCUGCCCGAUGCCAUCAUCGGUGCCCCCAAAGACGAGAAGUUCCACGUCAAGGGCAAGGACAAGUCCAAGGGCAUCACCAGCAAGUUGGCGGGCACCUCGGAGUUGCAGUUCAAGGCCCACAGCGUCGCGGAAGCCCAGAAGUGGUUCGAUGUCAUUAGAAAUGUCACCGGUGCUCUUGGUCCCGGCGUAGCCACGCCCCUCACUACUCCCAGCCCGGACGUCGAGGACAAGAGGCUCGAGGCUGGGGUUAACAACCUGACCUUGAACGAGGCCCAGACGCUGCCGCCUUCCCCCCAUGACACUGGUGUAGUUUCCAGCCCGACCAACAUCUCGCCUGUUGACACCAAGGCUCCGGUUGCCGCCGCCGCUCCUCCUGCUUAUGCUACUGCGGGUGACGCGAAGAUGCCUGUUGCUGCUCCCGCUGCUGUCCCCGCGGCCGUGGCUCCGGAGAAGGGUGCUUUACCCAACUAG